Messenger RNA from Leishmania braziliensis MHOM/BR/75/M2904, 852 nucleotides. Its product is annotated as putative thymidine kinase. Lineage: Eukaryota; Euglenozoa; Kinetoplastea; Trypanosomatida; Trypanosomatidae. Gene Ontology annotation, biological process: thymidine metabolic process. The transcript has a single exon. The record is from RefSeq and is a predicted model, not a curated record. Gene Ontology annotation, molecular function: thymidine kinase activity; ATP binding. The coding region runs from base 1 to 852 and encodes 283 amino acids.
AUGUUCCGCGGUCGUAUAGAGCUCAUCAUCGGCCCGAUGUUCGCCGGCAAGACAACAGAGCUAAUGCGCCGCGUCAAACGCGAGAUCCACGCUCGUCACAGCUGCUUUGUCAUCAAGUACUCCAAGGACACUCGCUACGAUGAGCACAACGUCGCCUCGCAUGACCAGCUGAUGCUACGGGCGCAGGCAGCCGUCUCGCAGCUGAAGGAGGUUCAGGACACGUGGCAGAGGUUCGACGUACUGGCGAUUGACGAGGGCCAGUUCUUCUCGGACCUGGUAGACUUCUGCAACACCGCUGCUGACGCAGGCAAGGUCGUCAUGGUGUCGGCCCUCGAUGGCGAUUACCGGCGCAAACCGUUUGGGCAGAUCUGCGAGCUCGUCCCGUAUUGCGAGGCGGUGGAUAAGCUAACGGCGGUGUGCAUGAUGUGCCACGAGCAGCCAGCCUGCUUUACUCGGCGCACCGUCAAGGUGGAGCAGCAGGAGCUCAUUGGUGGCGCAGACAUGUACAUUGCCACCUGCCGCGAGUGCUACACGAAGCAGCAGCUGCCUUCGAUUGAGGAAAUGCGGACGCAGCAGAUGGCCAUCAAGGAGGUCGAGAAGCGCUACCUCCGCAUGGCAGAGAAGGCGAACCCCAGUCCCCAGACACCCGAGAAGCCGGCCGGCGGGUGGGGCACUAAGAGCAAGGUCGCGACGUUGACGACGGUGACAAUAGAGGGUGCGGCUGCGUCUGGGGCGUCGACUAACAUGAAAGCGAGUCGGGACCUGGACGAGAUGACGGACUUCGUCACUGACCCAUCCAAGUACCAACGCCUGGAGCCUGCAUGCACAGCGCUAGCCGAGUCCUCAGAGUAA